AUGCUCAAUGCACACAUGAGUGCUGGACUGACAGCUCAAUUGCCUAAAAUCAAAAGAAGAGGCACAGUUAAGAGAUAUGUCAAUGCAAAUAUUGAUAAGCUCCUUUCUAGACUGUCUCUCGAAUCAGAUGAAAUGGAAGUGGCUGAGGAUUCCAGGCUUAAUCCUUGCAUCAUCUGCUUUUCAAACAGGGGUCAACUUUCCUACACAUCUUGCUGCUCUCAGUCAAUGCAUCAGGAAUGUCGGCUGAGCACUGUAAUUAGUUGCCCACAUUGCAGGUCUGCUGAAUUUGAACUUCAAGAAUUUCCAUUUAACCCAAACAGAGCAUUUAGCUAA
Messenger RNA from Blepharisma stoltei, 333 nucleotides. The record is from the annotation of a GenBank genome assembly. NCBI's taxonomy places the organism in Eukaryota, Ciliophora, Heterotrichea, Heterotrichida, Blepharismidae.